AACCCAAUCAGUUUAAGCCCAAAAAUAAAACCCGCAAAAGGUUUAUAAUCUAAACCCUAGCCUCAGAGUCCGGCUCUCGACACUUUGUGCCUCUACUCUGUUUCAUCUCUUCAGUGAAAUGGGGGCCAAGCAAAAGAAAGCUUUGAAGAAGAACUUGAAGAAAGCUUCUUCACAGUUAUCAAUCCCGAGUGACAAGAAAGAAGCAGCUGAUUUCUUGCCGCUUGAAGGAGGGCCUGGGCGUAAGCUUCCUGUGGAAAAACCACCUGUAUGUAAGGCCACAGUUCUGUACAUUGGUCGGAUUCCACAUGGGUUCUAUGAGAAGGAAAUGCAAGCUUUCUUUGGCCAAUUUGGUGUAAUCAAGAGGCUAAGAAUUGCAAGGAAUAAAAAGAAUGGAAAAUCAAAGCAUUUUGGCUUCCUCGAAUUUAAAGAUCCUGAGGUAGCAGAAGUUGUGGCUGAUACUAUGCAUGGUUAUCUCUUGUUUGAGCACCUUUUGCAAGUGCAUCUUAUUCCUCCAGAGCAUGUUCAUCCCAAAUUGUGGAGAGGCUUUAAUUACCGAUACAAGCCAGUGGAUAGGGUUCAAGUGGAACGGAGGCAACAAAACAAGGAAAGAACUUUGGAAGAGCACAGGAAGCUGGUAGAGAAAAUUUUGAAGCGUGAUCAGAAGCGGCGCAAGAGGAUAGAAGAUGCUGGUAUUGAGUAUGAGUGCCCAGAAAUUGUGGGUAGUGUACAGCCAGCUCCAAAGAAGAUAAAGUUUGAUGAAGAAUAGAUGUGCCAUCUUGUUAUACUUUGUGGGCAAUAUCAGCAUUACAUUCUGCCAGGUCGAUUUGGUCAUAUGAUAAAAGUUCUGAAAUGAUGUUCUUUUGAGAUUGAACGAUUUAUAUCAUAGGUGGGCGCUCAUCUAACCCAAACGGUGAAGUUAAUUGGCUCGGCAGAUGAAAGUAGGUGUUUAUAGUCUUCCAGUUUUUUGGCUUUUAACAAACUUUAUAGAUUCCAUCCUACUGUAGCAUUUAGUAUAGAUGUUUUGCUUGAUAAUUUCUAGUAUGCGAAAACGGCGGUGUGUUUCCUCAAUGUAUUAUUGAUAGUAACGAAAUUUUGCUUCAUAGCCAUUCUCUUUUGGUAGUA
Messenger RNA from Pistacia vera, 1122 nucleotides. RefSeq lists its product as uncharacterized. The transcript is spliced from 9 exons. Gene Ontology annotation, biological process: maturation of LSU-rRNA from tricistronic rRNA transcript (SSU-rRNA, 5.8S rRNA, LSU-rRNA). Gene Ontology annotation, molecular function: RNA binding. The coding region runs from base 119 to 766 and encodes 215 amino acids. Lineage: Eukaryota; Viridiplantae; Streptophyta; Magnoliopsida; Sapindales; Anacardiaceae. The record is from RefSeq and is a predicted model, not a curated record. Gene Ontology annotation, cellular component: nucleolus.